GAAAAGAGGGUUUGAAUUCACGCUUAUGGUAGUAGGAGAAUCUGGAUUGGGGAAGUCAACAUUAAUCAACUCAUUAUUCCUAACAGACUUGUAUUCUUCAGAGUAUCCAGGGCCUUCACAUAGAAUUAAAAAGACCGUACAGGUGGAACAAGAAAAAGUUUUAAUCAAAGAAGGUGGUGUGCAGCUGCUGCUCACAAUAGUGGAUAUGCCUGCAUUCGGGGAUGCAGUGGACAAUAGUAAUUGUUGGCAGCCUGUUAUCGACUACAUUGACAGUAAAUUUGAGGAUUAUCUGAACGCAGAAUCUCGGGUGAACAGAUGGCAGAUGCCAGACAGCAGGGUGCAAUGUUGCUUAUACUUCAUUGCCCCUUCAGGUCAUGGCCUCAAGCCUCUGGAUAUUGAGUUCAUGAAACGCUUGCAUGACAAGGAGAACGUCAUUCCCCUCAUCGCCAAAGUGGACACACUGACUCUAGAAGAGUGCCAGCAGUUUAAGAAGCAGAUAAUGAAAGAAAUUCAAGAGCAUAAAAUAAAAAUAUAUGAGUUUCCAGAGACAGAUGAUGAAGAAGAAAAUAAGCUUGUUAAAAAGAUAAAGGACCAUUUGCCUCUUGCUGUGGUUGGUAGCAAUACUAUCAUUGAAGUUAAUGGCAAAAGAGUCCGAGGAAGGCAGUAUCCUUGGGGUGUUGCAGAAGUUGAAAAUGGUGAACAUUGUGAUUUCACAAUUCUAAGAAACAUGUUGAUAAGAACCCACAUGCAGGACCUGCAGGACAUGACGAACAACGUGCAUUACGAGAACUAUAGGAGCCGGAAGCUGGCAGCUGAGACGUACAACGGUGUAGAUAACAACAAGAACAAAGGGCAGCUGACCAAGAGUCCUCUGGCCCAAAUGGAGGAAGAAAGAAGGGAACAUGUAGUGAAGAUGAAGAAGAUGGAGAUGGAGAUGGAGCAAGUGUUUGAGAUGAAGGUGAAAGAAAAGGUGCAGAAGCUCAAGGAUUCAGAAGCCGAGCUGCAGCGGUGUCAUGAGCAAAUGAAGAAGAACCUGGAAGCCCAGCACAAGGAACUGGAGGAGAAGCGGCGCCAGUUUGAGGAUGGCAAAGCCAACUGGGAAGCCCAGCAGCGGAUCUUGGAGCAACAGAACACUUCCAGAACUUUGGAAAAGAACAAGAAGAAGGGGAAUAUCUUUUAAACCCAUUCUUGACCACCAGUUACGUAUUAGUUGCCAAUAUGCCAGCCUGGACGUCAGUGUUUGUUGGAUCUGUUUGACCAAUUUUGCACCAUUUGUAUCCAUAAUGAUGGAUUUAACAGCAUGACUUCUUUUUUUUUUUUUUUUGGUUGUUGUUGAUGGAGAUUCCGAUGCCUUGAAUUGCCUACCGGUGUCAUGUACUUAGGAGGAAACAUCUCUAAGUACCUUUCCAAUUUUUCCUUUUGUCUUCACUUUAGUGCAAGAGAACAUUUUACUGUUGUACAAUCAUGUUCUGGUGGUUUGAUUGUUUACAGGCUAUUCCAGAAUAAAAGGACUCUGGAAGGUUUGCGUGGUGGAGGAUAAAUCACCAUACUCUGAUACAAACUCUGCUUCUCUCUCUAUUAGAAUUCUACCCCAAGGGUCCCCCCUCAGUGCAGCAUCCACAGAUGAGAAAGUGACCUAGUCUAACACUGCUGACCCUCUUUUUUGACACUUCCAUUGUUUAAAAGUACACAUGGAAA
This is a messenger RNA of Gracilinanus agilis (Agile Gracile Mouse Opossum), 1698 nucleotides long. RefSeq names its product septin-7-like. Bases 26 to 1180 code for a protein of 384 amino acids. Lineage: Eukaryota; Metazoa; Chordata; Mammalia; Didelphimorphia; Didelphidae. Gene Ontology annotation, molecular function: GTPase activity; GTP binding; molecular adaptor activity. Gene Ontology annotation, biological process: cytoskeleton-dependent cytokinesis; cilium assembly. Gene Ontology annotation, cellular component: septin ring; microtubule cytoskeleton; cell division site. The record is from RefSeq and is a predicted model, not a curated record. The transcript has a single exon.